AUGUUUCUCCCUUUUGCCUGGGUCCUGCUGGGGCUGCUGUGGCUGGCCGGCGCCAUGAACGGAGCCCAGGAGGUGGAGGUGGGGCGUGACGCCCACCUGCCCUGCGCCUACGCCCCCGGGCAGCCCGAGCGCCUGGUGCCCAUGUGCUGGGGCCGGGGCGCCUGCCCGCUGCGGGGCUGCCCUGGGAGGCUGCUGAGGACGGAUGGGAGGAGCGUGCAGGAGCAGGCCGACGCCAGGUACCAGCUGCGGGGCACCCUCCUCCGAGGAGACGUGUCGCUGACCAUCGAAAGGGCGGGGCUGGGCGACAGUGGCCCCUACUGCUGCCGCAUCCUGUUCCCGGGCCCCAUGAACGACCAGAAGGUCACUGUGACACUGACCGUCAGGCCAGCUGAGGCCGUCCUCACCACCACUGUGAACAGAGGCUUCACCAUCCCGUGGGCACCCAGCGCAGAGGGACAAAGCCCAGGGACAGAGACGCUGGAGCUGCCCCGUGACAGAAAUGGGUCGUUUGGGGCCACGGUGGCCAGUGAACCGCCACCGGACGCUGGCGUCCCCCUUAGGACGGGCCUUUACAUCUGGGCCGGGGUCUCGGCAGGCUUCCUGCUCAUCUGCAGUGCUGUCAUCCUCAUAGCAAAGAGGCUGGAUGUCUACCGGAAGGCAGAUGUUUGGGUUGUGACCAGGCUCAUCACAUUAACAGAAGAGCCCCCGAUAGGGCUGGCCAAAAGAGCCGUAGGAGAGGAGAACAUCUACACCAUCGAGGAGAAUGUGUACGAGAUAGAGGACCCCGACGAAAAUUACAGCUCCAUCGCGCCCCAGCCGCUGGACUGA
Sorex fumeus (smoky shrew) is the source of this 828-nucleotide messenger RNA. RefSeq names its product hepatitis A virus cellular receptor 2 (gene HAVCR2). The record is from RefSeq and is a predicted model, not a curated record. Bases 1 to 828 code for a protein of 275 amino acids. NCBI's taxonomy places the organism in Eukaryota, Metazoa, Chordata, Mammalia, Eulipotyphla, Soricidae. The transcript has 7 exons.